Molecule: messenger RNA, 1635 nt
Organism: Gopherus flavomarginatus (Mexican gopher tortoise)
Lineage: Eukaryota; Metazoa; Chordata; Testudines; Testudinidae
Product: zinc finger MYM-type protein 5-like
Exons: 2
Coding region: 15-941 (308 amino acids)
Source: RefSeq, a predicted model, not a curated record
ACAAUCCAAAGGGUAUGUUGUGCAGCUGCCCUUUCUAUGAAGGGCUAGAUGGAAUGUUUCCUGAACGGCACCAUCAUCGCCAGACAGCUUUUACAAUUAACAAAGGAUUUGAGAAGAGAAAGCAGAAGAAAGCUAGACAGAUGCAAGAAGAAAAGGGAAAAAUAACUUUUCACAAAUUUCUUCAGGCACAAUCCAAGUCAAGUCAGUUGACUGAGUUGAGCGAUGCGGGCAUUCAAGGCUCUUCAGAGGUGGGAAGUGAAAGUGGUGUUGUAAGAGAAAAAGAAAAGGCGAUGUGUGAGAAAUCCAAAAUAUUACCACAUUCAGAAAACAAUGUUAUGGUUGUUGCAGAGGAAGAGAAGGAAAUCCAGUCUCUUUGGAUAGACAAUGGAGAACACAGUGGUAACACUGCUAUAACUGAGAAACUGGUACAGUUGACUAGUCCUGCUGCUGUAGAUGGGAAUAAUGAAGAAGAGUUGUGCAGUAAUGACCCAGCCUACUGGAAGUACCUAGAUAUAAAGAAAAGAGAUCUUAUUAUAUUGAAGGGUCCACCACAUAAGCCCAAAAACUUUCCUCAUGAUUCUUUUGACAGGAAAUUGCCAAUAACGUUUUUUUCUAAACCUCUGAGUAAUGGCAAAUGUAUUGAAAGAGACUGGAUGGUGUGGAGUAAAGAUGCUGCAGCAAUAUUUUGUUUUCCCUGCAGUCUCUACAGAAGUGAAACUCAAACUAACCAAUUACAUCAUUCAAACUUUGUUGAAGAUGGAACUGUCGAUAGUUGGAAAAAGAUUUACAAGAAAAUCAAGAGUCAUGAAGAAAAUGCUUUACAUUUGAGCAAUUACUUUAAGUGGAAGGAAUUAUUUCAGACCUCACUGAUAAAAGAGGCAUUGAUGCUGCAUUACAGCAUAGUAUUAAACAGGAGGAGGAAAAAUGACGUAAAAUAUUAACUGCCAUUGUUGACAUUCUUUUCCUAGCAAAGAAUAAUCUGCCAUUUCGUGGUAGCCAUUCUACUGUUGAUUAUAAUGACUGUGGGCUUUUCUUGUCAACACUGAAGCUUGUGGGCAGGUACAAUACUGAGGUGAAACAACAUCUAGAGAUGGUAGCUCAAUGCAGAGAGUGUGGUCGAAGAAUGCAGGCUCACUACCUGUCAUGGCAUAGUCAGAAUGAGUUCUUGAAACUGGGUGGGGAGAAAGUUUUAAACUCUAUUCUUGAAAAGGUAAGAAAAGCCCAAUAUUUCAGCAUUGUUGUUGAUGGUACACCUGAUGUUUCACACACAGAGCAGUUACUUUUUACUCUCAGAUAUGUGACGCAAAAAAACGGAAAUUGGGAUGUGCAUGAAAGAUUUGUUAAACUAGUAGAUUUUGAAAAGAAGACUGGCACAGAUAUAGCAGAAUAGAUAAAGAGGUUUUAAAAAGAAAGUGCCUUAGAACUAUCUUGGCACAGAGGGCAGGAAUAUGACAAUGCCUCUAACAUGUCAGGAAAAUUUCAGGGAGUAAAGACAAGAAUUUUGGAAGAAAAUGCCCAAGUCUAUUUUUCUCUAUGCAGCGCUCACACGCUGAACUUCUGUGGCACCCACGCUAUGGAAACCAGUGUAGAAGUAAAACAUAUUUUGGAAAUGUUCAGAAACUCUAUAAAGUAUUU